This is a messenger RNA of Artibeus jamaicensis (Jamaican fruit-eating bat), 1593 nucleotides long. It is a transcript of the gene ERP27, whose product is annotated as endoplasmic reticulum protein 27. Lineage: Eukaryota; Metazoa; Chordata; Mammalia; Chiroptera; Phyllostomidae. Bases 172 to 975 code for a protein of 267 amino acids. Gene Ontology annotation, biological process: protein folding; response to endoplasmic reticulum stress. Gene Ontology annotation, cellular component: endoplasmic reticulum. The transcript has 6 exons. The record is from RefSeq and is a predicted model, not a curated record.
AUAAGCAAGGUGCCGGGCCCCUCCGCUUGAGCUCAGAGGCAAGGCCAGCCUUCUUCCUUUCCAUUUGCACAUCUCCUUCAACCCAGAGAGGCAUCAGAGCAGAAUGUGUUCAGCCCUGAUUGUUACCAUUGCGCUGCUGUGGGCAAUGGUCCUACGACACCAGGGAAAAUUAUGUCAGCUUGCGAUAUAAUGAGGACUCAUCACUCAAAAGUGGCUUCCCUGCCCCCUGCCGCUCCAGAGUUGGAACAAGUCACGAACAGGAUCCUUCAUGGGCAAUGCCUCUCUGGCUUACACACAGUAGGAGGACUGUUCUUCCACAUUUUGCACAACCUGUUGUUAACAAAACUAGAUUUAGAAAUACCAACAGUGUCCAUAUUCCGUGAUGCGGUACAAAAAUUCCCAGACGUGGCAUUUGGAAUCAGCACCGACCCCCAGGUUCUGGCCCACUACAACCUCACAGGAAACACCAUUUCCCUCUUUCGUCUGGUGGAUAACGGACAACUGAAUUUAGAGAGUGAAGCCAUUAAAAACAUUGAUGCCAACAAAUUAAGCCGUUUCAUUGAGAUCAACAGUCUCCGCCUGGUGACAGAGUACAAUCCUGUGACUGUGAUUGGCCUAUUUAAUAGCGUGAUUCAGAUUCAUCUUCUUCUGAUGAUGAACAAGGCCUCUCCUGAGUAUGAAGAAAGCAUGCACAGCUACCAGAAGGCAGCUAAGCUCUUCCAAGGAAAGAUUCUUUUCAUUCUGGUGGACAGUGGAAUAAAGGAAAACGAGAAGGUGAUAUCAUAUUUUAAACUAAAGACGUCCGAACUGCCUGCUUUGGCGAUUUACCGGAGUCCCGAGGAGGAGUGGGAUACACGGCCCAUGGCUGAAGUUUCAGUAGAGCUUGUGCAAAACUUUUGUGAUGGAUUCCUAAAAGGGAACUGGCCGAGAGAAGACAAUGAAUCAGAAGAAAAGACUCAAAAGGUGGAACUCUGAAAUCUCUGGUACUUCUGCACGCCACCAAGUAUCUACUUUAUGCUGAAAACAGGGGCAACCCAAACCUCAGAGACACUAAGCAAGGAAAUCAUCUGACCCUGCACACACACACAGCUCCGUUUCGUUCCUUACAAUCUCCUUUACUCUCCUUGUGCUUUCUUUUAAUUUGCCUACACGCUCUCACUACCUAUCCAACUUUCUCUUACACGUUCAUACCACACAGACCCAUACACUGCAGUACCACCAUGAUACCACUGGAUGAAGGCUUUAAGAGAAGUAUAUGGUACCACUAUGAAGAAUAGACAUGCCUCAAAGGAAAUGUUCUGAUUUAUCAUUUCGUAUUGUAUUUGGACACUGCAGGUGACUUACACAUAACAUAAUUUCUUCUCUAUUAGUGUUACUUAAGGGUUGAAACUCUAGUUUCUUCAUAAGUACAUAUCCUGCUUCUGAUUCUGGCCCAAAAUCAAAAGGAUGGUUUUAGACUCCUUUCUGGAAUGGUCUUCUUGCCAGAAGUCAAAUGAUGUUCCUAAGGUUCUGAACUCAACAGAAACAGACCAUGUAAAAACUCAAUGCUUGUUUAGCAUCCCUAACUCCACAUGUACAUCCACAACUGCACAA